CAUAAGGUCCAAAGCCCUUCCACGAAAAGUCAAAGUUUCCAAGUUCCAAGGGUCGAGAACCUUUCUCCUCGUUUACUCCCUUGUACUGAUAUUUUCCUGGUUCAAACUUCUCCAAAAAAGAGUCCAAGACUUCUUAAACCUACACUUCACCUCAAUCAAUUCUCCAUUCCCCAUUCUCCAUUCUCCACAUUCACUCGUUUCUUAUCCUCUGCCUCUGCCUCUGCCUCUACCUCUACCCUCUACCUCUACCUCUACCUCUACCUCUACCUCUACUCUACACACCUAAACAACCUAAACACCAAUUCAAUUCUCUGGUCCUCAAAUCGAUAAUCUAUCUUCCUAUCGAUUAAUCUAUGACAAAUUGGAAAAUCCUUUCAAUUGUCAAAAUCAAUUAGUCUACCGUACUCAAUUCAUUGAUAGAGUGGUCAAUAGUGGAGAAUUCCUACCGCACUCAAUUAUUGCCUCUUCAUCUCUUCCCUCAUCAAUCCUACCCGACUACCAACCACAACUCUGCCAACGACCUUUAAAUAUCCUCAAUCUACCGGUUUUUUUAUGAUUGAUAAUCUACUUGCUCUUCAAUUCUUGAAGGUACGAACGAGGAAGUCACCAGGCUUAGAAAUAACACAAAGGUCAAACGAAGAGGAGGCCGUUUAUUUCGAGUACAGGUCGUCUCGACCUUGAACCACACACAUACUUCAUCACCAGUCAAUUAACCAUAAUACCGGAAGGUAUUACCAUCGAGAAAAAAUGGCGGUAGUCCUCAAUUCGGAAGAAAAUGCCUAUUUCUCGUCAAGUCCUCUUCGUCGAUCACAUUCGCAGCCCAAAUUCGUCACACAACCAUCAUCAUAUUCGAAAUCCCUAUCUCGAUCAAAUAGCGCAAAAUUCAACCCGAUAAUAUCUCCUAGUAAUUCCUCAAACUCUUCGGCGCCAUCUUCCCCACGAACCUUACAUGCCGAUUCUGUCUCCCCUUCGUACUCAUCAACACCAGCUAGCAGCUUGUCGCUCGAUAAUUGCGAUGAUGAGGACGAAGACGAUCACAUUUCCUUUCCCCCAUACGAUGACAUAGCAUACUGCGAUCAAAUCGAAGACUUGGAGCCACCAGCCAGUCCACACACAGGCGAUUCCUAUAGCGUUUCACCAACGUCAAACAGCACCUCCACCAUCUCUCGACCCGGCUCUCCCGAGGUACCGCAGGCACAUGCCGAGGAUGAUACAGCAUUACAAGCGAAACCUUCACGGCACGUAGAUUACUUGUCACAUAAUUGGAGGGAAGAGGAUAUAUGGGCAUCGUGGAAACUCAUUGUGUCGAAAGGCUGCGAAUAUUCCAAUCAUGAACGAUUAGAAAACGCCUCGUGGAGAACCUGGAUGAAGGCAAAGUAUGGGCUGAAGACAGUUUCACCAGAAACACUCAAUUGGUAGGCUUUGAUAAUUAUUCUGCUGCUAUCGUGGUCAGACGUGAUAGGAAAGUAACUAACAUUGCAUAGGUUGAAGGAUUGUGACGUGACUUGGCUAUAUGGUCCACUUCAACCCGGACCAACGGCAUUCAACGACCCGGACACCUCCCCUGUCAGCAGCAGCAGGCUUUCAAAAUCAAAUUCAUUCCUACAGAAGAAGCCGAUCCUCAAGAAACGAAGCAUGUCCGAAAUAAUGCUUCAGAGAUCUCUAUCGUCGUCGUCAUUACUCAAACAGGCGGCUGCUGCAGUCCAGGCACAGCAAUCUGGAGAUGCACAACGCCCCGGUAUAAUGAGGGCCUCAUCGGAUUAUGUCCCCUACGAAUUUGCAAGUAGGCAUGUAGAACAAGCUGAUUUAAGUAUGCUUUCAUCAGUUACAUCAUCUGGACUGAUCACUCCCGGCACUGAAAAGAAGCACAUUAGUUUCAAUGAACAAGUAUCGCAAUGUAUAGCUUUAGAAAUUAAGGGCGAUGAUGAUGAUGAGCCAGACUACAAUACUCAAGACUUUGACGAUAGUGAUUCUGAUGAUGGAGCUAUCAUGAUGAAGAGAAGCACUUCUAAGCGACCACUUCCACCAAUGAGGAAGAAGGUCAUCUCCAGAGUUAACUCCAUGGCAGACAGCAAGACGAUUGCAAUGUUGCCAUCUACAACACUUAAAUAUCGGGAAGACACACCGGAGCCUCAGGAAACAGCUAUGAAGCACAGCGGAUUUUUUCAUGGGACAAAACUAUCGCCGUCACCAUCUCAGGAAACCUUAAAGCCCUCGAAACCAUCAACGAGAAUGCUUUUAGGUGACGAUGACGAAGACGAUGAUAUCGACUGGCAACCAUCAAAUGCAUUCGCCCAUAGGAAGGAUAGCAUAUCAGUCACGCAAAAUCGAUUUAAAAGUCUCAGUACUUCCGAUUCUGUUGGUUCGAAUGGGGAGCCUUCCGGCAUGAGGAGGACACCAUCUGGUAUGUUUAUGCCUUGUGAAGAAGACGAAGAUGAUGCUGUAUCCGAAGGACUCUUUGGAAAAGUUGUCGACACUGUAAAUACAGCAAAGGACAUAGCACAUGUUAUCUGGAAUGUCGGGUGGAGGAGAUAAUUUUCAAAUGGGAUAAUCGAUAAUCCUGGCUCUCCAAAGAGUCUUACUGUCGUUUCAAGAGUUAAUUCCUGGAUUCGGAUACAAUUAAUGAUGGAAUAUAGCGUCGACGUAUCUACGGCGACUUUUGUACAUAAUACUAAAGCACAUAUUUGAUGCUGCAUUUACACUAGGUUUGGGAACCACAAAUUGGCAUGUGGUUGGCGUUUGGGAUGGGAUGGUUUUUUGCUUUUCGAAGGAGAUGGGGCUUGGGUGAUGAUAGCCAAAAUUGUAUUCUGGCAAUGGGUUACAUAUAAAGGGUACGGACGGAUCACGAUUCGGGGUUUGGGCUUUUACUGGGCACAGACGAGACCGGCUUGUCUUUGGUGGUGAGGAAAAAAUUGGGUUUACACUGUACAAUGGGGGUUUAUGGGUUAUGCGCAGGCACAGUUAUGAUGCACACCACAGAAGCAUAUUCGCUAUAAUGCGAAAUGAUGCACGCGAGACCUGGAAGAGAAGAGGAAGGAGAGGAGGGAAUAAUUGACGAAUUAUUGGGUACAUACACUCAAUACAAUAGUCAAAAAAAAAAGGGAAAUACCUAUACAAAGCAAAUAAU
Sclerotinia trifoliorum is the source of this 3127-nucleotide messenger RNA. The record is from the annotation of a GenBank genome assembly. Lineage: Eukaryota; Fungi; Ascomycota; Leotiomycetes; Helotiales; Sclerotiniaceae.